AUGCGAGACCUCGCGGCUCAGGUAACGAGCAGCCUGCUGCAGUUUCCCGAGGUGACCAUUCAGGCUCUUGGGGAAGAUGAGCUCACCCGAGGGUCUGUGCUGCGUGGGCGGUUUUCCAGAGGGAGAGAUGGGCUGGCCUGGCUGGCGUGUGGCCCUCAGCUGGAGGUCGUGAGCGCUGUGACGGGAGAGCGGCUCUCUGCACACCGUUUCAGUGGAGCCCGUGAGCAGCCUCCCACCAUCCGCGUGGUGAAGGAGGUUUUCUGGCAGACGGGAGCGGGGCUGCUGGUUGGCUUGAGAGAAGCAGAGGGAAGUGUUCUCUGCCUGUACGACCUUGGAACAUCGAGCGUGGUUACAGCAGUAGUUCUGCCAGGAAGGGUAACUGCUGUAGAGCCCAUAACUAACCCCGGAGGAGCCAGCGUGAGGCCUUGGCACCUGCACCGGGCUCUGCAAGGGUUUUGUGGCGUGGCAGCGGUGGCGACAGAUGUUGGUCAUCUGCUUGUGGUGGACCUUGGCUUGGAUGAUCUCUCUUGCAGUCAGAGGGAGAAUGAACCAUCGGGUCUAACAGUUGUCACUAGAGCUGCUGCUGGCGUUUCACAAGGAAGAGCAACCGUGAGCAGAGCAGGGAGACAUCUCUGCCUUCAGCUACAGUGUCCUUCAGGAACAGCGCUCUCGACCCUGUGCUACAUCAGCAGAAGCAACCAGCUCGCCGUGGGUUUUUCCGACGGCUCCCUGUCACUGUGGAAUAUGAAAACUCUGCAGCGGGAGCACCACUGUCAGCUUGAAGGAGGAAGGAUUCCUGUCUGCGCCGUUACUUUUCAAGAGCCUGAGCACGAUCCUCGCAACUGUUGUUACUUGUGGGCUGUUCAGUCGACGCAAGAAAGUGAAGGCGAUGCCGUGAGUUUACAUCUGUUGCAGUUAGCGUUCGCAGACAGGAGGCCCUUGGCUUCAGGACAAGCCAUGUACGAGGGUUUGGCAUCCUGUGUUGAAAAGUACAGUUUGGAUCUGACGGGUGGAGCCUUUCCCUUGAGAGGGCAGGGCAGCAAGGCCAAACUACUCAGCUGUCAGGCUGUAGAAAUCUUUCCCAACUGCAUUGACAGAGAAGGCAGCGUUGAUGAAGUCAUAUCUCCUGACAUCAGUGUCUCCGUCUUCAGCUGGCAAGUGAACACACGCAGCCAGGGAAAACCAUCUACUUAUUUGGGUGUAUUUGACUUUGACUGCUGGUAUGAGGCUCAAAUGCCAGGCUCACUAAGGCCAGAAGAAUCCCUUCAGGACUGCCCCUAUUUUGCACUGUGGUCACUGGACGCUGUGACAAGCACGACUGCUCCAAACCUCCUUCUGGAUGUUGUGGUGCAGGAGCGCAGCCUAAGCUGGAGAGUUCCUCCUUCUUACCCACAACCUGAGCUGUGUUUUCACCCAAGCACCUAUAAUUUUGAUGGCACGUGCCUGCUGAGCUCUGGAGUUGUUCAUGUGACGUGCAGCGGCUUCCAGAAGGAGGUGAGCUUUUACUGUGUCUUUAUGGAGAAUGUCAAGAGAUGGAGCUUUCCUAAGCUUUCCAUGGCGCUGCUUUCGGUGUCAGGGACCAUUUCAUGCUCCUCCUGCCCAUCCACACGCGUAACUGCAAUUGUACCCUGCCAGACAAAUAAGCUGGCGGUGACCAGCCUCGCAGCUUUGUAUGCACGAGUGGUCCUCUGGUUCUGUGGGUCCCGCCUCCUGCCCGAGGGCUCAGGUGACGAGAUGCGUUUCUCUAGACCUUUCUACAAUUAUCCUCUGAUUCGGAGCUACUACGCUGGUCAUCGACAGCAACUGGAGCGUUUAUCAAGAGGCAAACGGGACUCUGACUGCCUGAUGAUCGAUGGGAUGGUUUCCCAGUUGGGAGACCGAGUUGAGAAGUUGUGGCAGAGAGAGGAAGGAGGAACGGGGAAAUACCCACCUCCUAGCUUACAGGCACUGCUGGAGCUCUAUUUGCUAGAAGGCGUUGAAGAAAGCCACAAACAUGCAAUCACAAUUUACUUGCUGCUAGACAUCAUACAUUCCUUUCCAAACAAAACAGAACCUUCCGUCGACUCCUUCGCAGCUGCCUUUGCCAUCCCUUCGGGCCUUGUUAAGCGUAUCCAAGGAUUUUGGCUUCUAGACCACAAGGAUUAUGAUAACUCCCUGGCCCUGCUCUUUCACCCAGCUACAAUCACACCUGUGUCGUGGCAACACGUGAGAAUUCUUCGGUCCCUCAUGUGCCAAGGAGAGCAUAGGCGAGCCCUCAGAUACAUGCAGGUGAUGAAGCCACCAUUCUCAAGCAGUUGUGAAGAGCGACUUUUCCUCACUGUGCUGUUGUCCAAUAGGUGCAUGGCGGAGGCUUGGGCUCUGCUGCAGGAAGACGCCGCUCAGUUAAAGGAGGAAGAGCUAUUAAAAGACAUGUAUGACAUCUGUCGGGAGCUGGGACUAGUAGGAGACUUCCUGAGGCUGCCUUUCACAGACUCUGAACAAAAGUGUUUGGAGAAAUUUUUACAGACUCAUGAGAUUCUUUUAGUCCAGCAUCUGCAGCGUGCCAACUGUACGGCAGCAGCACGGCUGAACCGGGCGAUGAACGUUCAUCUCAUGAACGAUCGUGCUCCUCGCUGGAGACAGAGAGCAGUUGCCAGAAAUUCUCUCUCAGCCCAGCACGGCAAGACCCUUCCUAGAGGUCAGAGGCAGCUGGCUGUAGAGAGAGCCAAGCCUUACCAUCUGCCUUCG
Messenger RNA from Phalacrocorax carbo (great cormorant), 2727 nucleotides. The record is from RefSeq and is a predicted model, not a curated record. NCBI's taxonomy places the organism in Eukaryota, Metazoa, Chordata, Aves, Suliformes, Phalacrocoracidae.